CAAAAGCCUAACAAUUUUCACCUAGAACAUGGAGCAAGUCAAACAAAGGGCUGCAAAUGACAUAAGGUAAAAUAAAGCUCAUUCACCAUCUGCAAAGGAGAAUGAAUUGAGAGCAAGCCAGGAGGGAGAGGCAAUGUGUGUGUGGAAAGCAGGAACAGCUGGAAGAUAAACACAAGUGGCUAAAGGAGAAGGUCUCAGAAUGGGGGACAAGGCCAGGAUGCAGCACGGAGACCCUGAGAGGAGGGAGGAGGAAGAGAGAAGGUGGAGCUCCAGGAGUUUCAAUGUAGGGGCCGUCUCCAGCUUCCUCUCUACCCUUAUGACCUUCCCCAUCUACAAGACCAUCUUCCGCCAGCAGAUCCAUGCCUUUUCCAUACAGGAGGCCAUACAGCAACUGCGCCAGGAGGGCAUGCGCCGCUUCUACCGGGGCCUCUUCCCACCACUCUUGUCCAAGACGCUCCAGGGAACCCUGUUGUUUGGCACCUAUGACAGCUUGCUCCUUCUCCUCACCAGCAACCCUUCUGAGCCUUGCACGCUGGGGGAGCGGUGGACAGCGGGCUUCCUGUCUGGCUCAGUGGAGGCCUUAGUCCUGAACCCCUUUGAGCGGGUCCAGAAUGUCCUGCAAGAUGGACGGAAAGAUGCCAGGUUCCCAAACACCCGCAGCAUCCUGCAGGAAUUCAACUCGUAUGGUCUGAAGGAAAGGCUGAUUGCAGGCUACUACCGUGGCCUCAGCCCCGUCCUGCUGCGGAACAGCCUGGGCAGUGCACUGUACUUCUCUUUUAAGGAUCCCCUCCGUGAUGGCCUGGCCGCGAGGGGCUUGCCUAGCUGGCUCCCUGCCCUGGUGUCUGGCAGUGUUAAUGGGACGGUGACUUGCCUGGCGUUGUACCCUCUGAGUGUCCUCAUUGCUAACAUGCAGUCACAGGUUGUGGGGAGGGAUCUCCUCGGCCUCCGGCAGUCUGUGUGGUCUGUCUGGGAGUCACACGGGAGGAAGCUGACCAUUCUGUAUCGGGGCGGCUCCCUCCUUGUCCUCAGGUCCUGCCUGACAUGGGGUCUCACUACUGCCAUCUAUGACUUCCUGAAAGAGAACACAGGGCAGAAGUCCCAGGAGGAAUAAGGGGAGAGGCCAGAGAACCAUUGGCCCUGACAUGUCUAGUGUCAUGUCUCAGAGCCCUGAGGAGUUUGAAUGGGAUUUCGCUUGUUUACAAAGAGGCCCUGAAGCUCAUAGUCAAUAAAACUUUAACACACAAGCUAAAGCUCCAACCUACAGGUCAAAGGUCAUUCUCUGAGGCCAUACUUUCAAGAUCAAGGAGCAACUUCGGGGAGGUGGGAGGAUCAAGGGGACUUAACCAAUCAGAAAGGUGCUUGAUUGUUUGGUUUUUUUUAAACAGCCUUUUAAUAAUCUGGAGUUUCGUGUUCUGUGGCCACCAGGAGUGAGCCAAACCCUGCCUGCAAAAGGCUGAUCUGAUCAUAUGUUUAUGGCGGUGCCUGUGCUCUCCUAGUCUAAGCACAGGCUGGAGAGUCAGGUGAGCAGGGUUCUGUUCCGAGCUGU
This is a messenger RNA of Mauremys reevesii (Reeves's turtle), 1546 nucleotides long. It is a transcript of the gene SLC25A53, whose product is annotated as solute carrier family 25 member 53. Lineage: Eukaryota; Metazoa; Chordata; Testudines; Geoemydidae. The transcript is spliced from 3 exons. The record is from RefSeq and is a predicted model, not a curated record. Bases 200 to 1111 code for a protein of 303 amino acids.